Molecule: messenger RNA, 8130 nt
Organism: Symbiodinium necroappetens
Lineage: Eukaryota; Dinophyceae; Suessiales; Symbiodiniaceae
Source: the annotation of a GenBank genome assembly
AUGGGCGUCAGUGCGCUGCUGGGCUUCGCCUGGGGCCGCAUCGUGAGCGAAGCAAGCGAUACUGUGAUUCAGGCUUGGCAGGAAGCCUUGGAGACCUGUGCGUCGGAAAUCUGUUCAGCAAACCGGGUGGAGGAAGACGAUGUGGCAGCAAGGCAUUGUGAUCAGAUACCAGUUGCUUCCAAAUUCGGCGGUGCUGGUCGCACGACUAUGUUCGGACGCAAAAUUUGGUGCGCCGCGAUGCUGGGCACAGGAAUCACGGUGGACCUUUAUGCUGGACUUGGAGACACGGCGGCUCUGCUUGCUGACGGCCUGCAUCGGCGACCGAGCAGUGCCUCAGACCGUCGCCUGGUGACUUUCGAGUUAAAUUUAGACAGGCUGCUGACCGUGAGGAGCAGGCUUGCACAGAGUGCAGUCGCUGUGCACACCUUGGAUCUCCGCAGCCAACACCACUGGCAGCGAGAGAUGCGCCAAGGGGAUUGGAAGCCAGUAACCGCGUUUCUUGUCCCUGGAAGCACUUCGAGUUACCUGCGGCCAGUAUGCCAAUCCGUGGAGGAUUUGGGAUUGGUUCUUCUAGAUCCUGAUGUGGAGAUGGGGUAUAAGGAGUUCGCAGACGACUGGCGAGUGCUGGAAGCCCAACGUCCCCGAAUGGUCGCCAUCUACAACACUAAUCUACCAGGAGGCGCCGGCUGGGUUCUCAACCGCCUGCUCGCGCUGGGUGAGUAUGUGGAGGUUGCUCAAGGUUUUAACGACGGGGGUGCCGGUGAACAGGAUGUUUUCCACCAGCUACGAGCUUGGUCGCUUUUGCUACAUGUGCCGGGGGCCGUUCUGCCUGCCUGGAAACCUGGCGAGAGAAGGUCACCGUCCACAUUGCAGCAGAAGCAGCACAAGAUCGUGCAGCCGGCCCGACCUUUUGAUGAAGAUACAGUUCAGAUGACUGGCCUCGAAGCCAAGGAGUGGAUUCAAGAGCAGUUGGAAAGGGGCUACGAAUGGGGAAACACCACAUUUCGCGCAGUCCGGGGUGGCGAGGUGCUCCGCAUCCAUCGCGGGAUUGGAGAAAUAGUGCCGGUGGAGGUCCAGCGCCCGACAGAUGAGCUGCUCGCGCCACCCACGCCACAAACCAAUGCUCACCACUGCUUUGCAGAGGCCGACCCGCUGGUCGCGGCGCGCCAGCUCCGCACGCCCUGCUUCCUGAACUGUGAGGGCCCAGACUUCGAUGCUUCAUGGAACCACUUCCGAAAGCAGGUGCUCUUGCAGGCCGCCGGUAACUUCCCACUGGACCCGGACAUGGUGGCGGAGGCGACUGCCAUCAGCCACCACAUCGUCACAAACGAUGAGAUCCUGAUUCGUGGGAGGUCUCUCUUCAUGGCCCGUUUACGACAUGAGUACACCCAUGAUGGCCACUUAGAGGGAUUUUGCCUCUUCGGCCUCACUUCGGCGGCUUUCCUCCGAGCUCGGCAGAUGUUGGACAUGGAGCCGCAGAAGUUCGAAGCACAUGGUAAGACCAUCUUUGCACCAAUAGUCGGCCUCAAUGACAUGGACACUGCGUAUACGCUGGUCAGCGACUCCAACAGCAAAGGUGGCGUCGAGUUUAGCUUCCUUGAGAACACGGGCUGGGCGGUGUCCCUGGAAGACGUCAUCAUAAAUCUGGAAACCCAGAAGGCGGACUUGGGGCAGCCAUUCCGGCAGCACCGAUUUCCCAUGCCGAUCCUCACUUCGUUGGACAAGAGUCCUAAAGGUUCUAUUGAUGCGCCCAUCGCGGAUUUCAUCCAUUGGCUGAACCAGCAGCCAGCUCUUGUGACAACAUCAUCUUGCAGUGGCCGCAUCGCGAUUUUCCAUGGCUCUGCAGAUGCAUCCAACUCGAAAGGUGGAGAAUGGCUGUUGGCCAGCCAUGAGACCGUAUCGGACAGUACGAGAUCAUGGCAGGAGCUUCGUGAAGCACUCGACACACGACAGGAUGCCGCAGGUGCGGGCACACUUACCUCGCUGCUGCUGGAACCGUUUGUUCUUCAUGCAGAGUGUGCUGAUGCGGCUACAGCUCAGCACAUCCUCGGGGUUGCGAGAGAUGCAGGCUUCCGCGAGAGUGGAGUGAGCUUGGGAAGGAAGCGUGUCAUGGUGCAAAUCCGCACCGUGGCCACCCGCCUGGAAGUGCCACUAGCGAUGAAUGGAACUCUUCUUGUGGACGGCAACUACUUCCAGACCUUAGUCAGAAUCGCGAACAGUCGCUUAGACGAGAAUGCCGCUCGGGUGGCACGCUUGUGGAGGAACUUGCGGGAGGCUUUGGUGGCGAAGGGCGAAGGCAUCGAAGGCAUGGAGCACGGACAGCCAUGGAUCUUUGUUUGUCCACAGGAAUGCGCCCGCUCCGUCAAGUUGGCAUUAGAAGCCCGAGGCUGGUUGGACGAUUCUCGCAAAAUGCAGAGUUAUGGAGCGGAAGCGGCGGAAGCGGAAGCCACUCCCUCCGUCGCAAUCCCGUUGACUGAGGAGGCGGUCGAAGACUUGCAGGCCAUCUCCGAGGCCGAAGCAGAAGAGGUGGAUGUCAGCCGUGGCGGGACCACUGUGCCGAACGACGUUCCUCUUGCUGAGACGGAGAUGGCAGAAGCACUGCCCGAAACUGACUUGGGUCCGGCAGGAGCUGUGCCUAAGAAGAAGCGCCCUCCAACAGUCGCCGCCAACUUGAACGAGCUGUGGAGGUUGCGGCGUGGAGAGCUGCGCAUUAUUCAGAGCUCUGUUCUACCGAGAAAGACCAAACCUUCUGGAAGCACGAGCGCGGUCCCUGCAGCCACAGAGCAGGCAAAGAUAGCGGAAGCUGUCCAGGGCCUUUUCGAGACUGUAGGCCCGCAUGCGAACACUGCAUCUUUUGAGGGAUUGUUCAAGGAUGCUCAGAGCCUGCCUGCACUACAAUGGCGCGGGGACGUUGCUCUCCUCCCACGUGGCAGUUUUGCAGGUGCGGAAUGGGAGGCUUUUGAGCAAAAGACGCAAGCAGUGAGCGGUGGUUUGUGGGAGUGCAUCAGGAAAGCUGUGAAUGCCCGGCUCCUGUGUCGGCAGCACGAAAUUCGGGUGGAUGACGUGGUCCGGGGAGGUAAUGUGCAGGUACUGGCUGGCACCGGGAGUGGCUGGGUAGUGGUACCCGGACCGAAAGGUGUGCGGUAUUCGUUUGACAUCACAAAGUGUAUGUUUUCUGAGGGGAACGCUGCAGAAAAAGACCGCGUGGCAUCUUGGCCAGUCGAGGGGCAGACGGCUCUAGACAUGUAUGCGGGAAUUGGUUUCUGGACUCUGCCACUUCUUGUGGCCGGGGCGGCGAAGGUUGUCGCGUGCGAGUGGAAUCCGGAUGCCCUUGCUGGUCUUCGAGAGGGUUUGCACUUGCUUGGCGACCUGGGAGCUCGCUGCAAGGUCCUACCAGGAGACAACCGGCGACAAGAAGUCAUCGACGAGACUCGCGACACAUGCCACCGUGUCAUUCUGGGCUUGAUUCCCUACAGCCGCGACGGCUUUCCCGUUGCCGUAAACGCGCUGCGCCCCGCUGGUGGCACGCUGCACGUGCAUUGGAAUGCUGCCGUGGACGCAGAGGCGGCCACGGCAGAGCUGGUGGCCAAAGAGGUGCAAGAAUUGUUACAGAAAAUACGAGGGCCAGGAUGGCAAGCUGCAGUCACCGGCAUUCAGCGCAUCAAAUCGUUUGCACCCCGUGUAAGAGCCUCUCUCAUCGGCGCGAACCUGUCAGCGUCCAAGGCCUUUGCAGAGCCAGCCUGCCGCCGGGAGUUGAAUCACUCCGACUUUGCGCAGCUCCUCUUCCCAAAAGCUGCGCCAGUGCGGCUGUGCGGAAUAGGGGACCAUCUAACGGCUACCUUUGAUGCCGUUUUGAUGGUCCAGAGAAGUCUCGAACUUGUUCUGGGGGACCUCCAGAUCCAGCGAGAUUUUCUUGGUCGCUUCUGCCCAAAGCACACUGGGCAAGGACAUCAAUGCCGACAGCGUUGUGAGUUGCUCGGGUCGGGUUGUGGUCCACAAGAGGAUGUCUCCGACCCGGUCGCAGAGUGGCUGGAUGGAAUCAUCCAUCCCGAGUCACUUGACGAGCUUCCUUGGGAUUUGGACGAGAGGCGGCAUUCCCUGGCAGAGGCGAGCGCAAGGGACUCGAGGCUACAGCUGGCAGACCUUGUGGUUUGCUCGCACCCAACGCUGCUGUGCCUCUUCAUGGCAGAGGUCCUGCCGAAGCCGAUGUUUGUACAUGCAUCGUCCACGCUGCUCUAUGGUCUGCAUUGUCAAAACUGCGACCGUGACGCAUGGUACACCAAUCUGCGACACUUUGGCACUUCGCAUUUGGCACAGAGGUAUUUGCAGCUCGCCCGCAACCUCCUCCUCAACAAUCAGAAUCUGGUCUUUAUGGCAGAGGGUCGCUUUCUGGCCGAGCAAGUCCGAGACCAGGUGAGAGUGGAGGUUCCCUGGGUGCCACCACUGGGGCUCUACACGGCGGCAGGGAGUUGGCAGGGCGGCCAGCCCGGGUCGACGCGUCGUGCUGUGGUCCUGAGGUCCCGCUUCUUCGUGUCCCUGAGGGGCGAGCUCUUACGGUCGCUUCUGCGAGAGAUUGUGUCCAUCAAUUUCCCCAGAUACCCCUUGGAGGUGGUCUUCCUGGGCAAGGACAAUCAGUUUGACGAGCAAUGGCUUUCCCUGCAGCAACUGGCCAGCUUUGACGCUGCCAUCCUUUGGCCAAAUGACUUGCACCAGCGCACUUUCCACGAGGCCUACCGGAUGGCGAUUCCACUGCUCAUGCCUGAUUCUGCCAGCCUCUUCCGAGCGCAACGGAUGUCGAACUGGGGUUAUGCUUCCUACGGGGCAAGUACGGUUGGGCUUGAUGCAGGCGGAAGCUCAUCGCCGAGGCAUCCAUUUCCACCUUGGUGGAACUCUUUCAAUGCAACACCAGACGUUAUUGGCUACUGGGUACAGUUCGCGGAUUGGGAGCAGCUGCCGCACAUCCAGCGCUUUGCAACGCUGCCGGGCCUCAUCGUGCAAGCAGCCACGAUGAACCUGCAGCAGAUCAGCAAAAGCAUGUUGGAGCACCACGUUCAGGUUGCCAAGGCGGCUCUGGACCUGGUCUCUGAGAAGCUGGCAUUGCUUGGCCGGAGUGACGAGCCAAGAGUACGCGAAAAGAGUGCGAGAGAGCAGGAUAAGCGGUAUUAUGCUCGAAAGAUUUGCAUGGUUGAGAAGCUAGUCUCAGCGGGCGAGGAGUGGACGAGGUUAUUUUUUGCCACUUGUGACAUGUCGAUUGCUGUGGAAGUUGGAUUGCUGAGCGGUAAGGCAGUUACUGUGGAAGUGGGUUUUGAUGAAACUGUUGCAACGUUGAAAUGUCGAGCACAAACCGCACUUGGAGUCGGACGCGGACGCCUGCUUGAUCCAUCUGGAAGCAUACUGGAUAUGUCUGCGACGAUCCAGACGGCCGGGCUGGAGAAUGGUGACUCCCUGACCAUGCACAUAAACCAGACUAGAGUUCAAGCCAGUGCUGCAGCUUUUGCUGCCAUUCUGGGUGAUGGAUCUGUCGUGACCUGGGGUAGUGCUUCCGACGGUGGCGACAGCAGUGCUGUGCAGGAUCAGCUGAAGAAUGUGCAGCAGAUCCAAGCAACCAAACAGGCCUUUGCUGCGAUCCUUGGCGACGGAUCUCUUGUUACCUGGGGUCAUCCUGACCAUGGUGGUGACAGUAGUGCUGUGCGAGAACAGCUGAAGAAUGUGCAGCAGAUCCAUGCAGGCGAGCACGCUUUUGCUGCGAUCCUUGGCGAUGGCUCCGUCGAUCAGCUGAAGAAUGUGCAGCUCCAAGCCGCUGGUGGUCAAGCUGUUGCUGCCCUUCUUGGCAAUGGGUCCAAAAGGGCACGUGGUGGGCGCUGGCAAUGGGACAAGUUGUGCCUGAGCGCCAUGUCAUGCACCAAACAGCCGGUAUUUGCCAGCCGAGGCCACUUCAUGAAACAGGAGGAGUGUCUUCAGCAUUUGCCCACGGAGGCCGAAGCUCUGAAGAAUUUCUUGAAGGCUGGAUGCGGCGUGAACUUCGCGUGCGAGCUGCAGAAUGCGCCCGUGCCACAGCCAGGUUCCUUCGAAGGCAGAGGGAUUGUCAUGAGCGGAGGUCCCAUGCACGUGCUACAGGCCUUGGCAAACUUGGAGGUGCUCCGCACGGAGCUCAAGUCCGGCAUGCCUGUAGAGUUCUGGCAUGCCUUCGAGCUGGAACCCAUCCACUGCCAAGCCUUAGCCACCCGUGGUGCCAAAUGCCGGCAGCUUCAGGUGCCGGGGGUUUACCGCCAGUUUGAGACCGUUCUGCCGUCCAUUAUGGCAUCCUCCUUCCGGGAAAUCUUGUGGCUUGAUACCGACAUCACGCUGCUGUACAGACCAGAGGAGCUCUUCGAUUCACCUCAGUAUCAGAGUACUGGCGCGCUGUUCUGGCCAGACCACUGGUCCUUCGAUUGCCGGCCGUGGGGGCAAAGUUCGUGGCCGGGUCAUGUGGCUCUCAAGCUGCUGCAAUUGAAACACAACGCCUCGGACAUGCAGUAUGCCCAAGAGCACGAGACUGGACACUUCCUCAUCGAUCGGGAAAGACACUGGAAGCCCAUUUGCUUGGCCAACUACAUGGCAUCACGGGAUUUCUUCACUCGCGUGCUCCAUGGAUACAAGGAUGUCUUCCGCUUGGCCUUUCUCAAGCUGAAUGCAUCAAAUUGGCUGAGCCCAGUACGUCCCGGACUUGUGGGAGGCUUCUUGCACAACGGGCUUUACUUCCCGGCAGCUUUGGUGCAGUUUUGGCCGGCCGGAGAUCUUUUUGGAACAGGCCCGCAUGGCCGGCAUAUUCCUUUGUACAUUCAUCAGAAGAAAGUUCCCGGCAACAUUUGGAUGGACAUUCUUACCUUUGACACACCGAUGGGAAGGUGCAUCUCUUAUCAGCUGACGCCUUUUGACGUGCUGAAGGAGGCUGACAGGACUUUGUGGCAGGUUGGUGAGACAGACCUCCAACUAGCCGAAAGAAUCAGUCGGGCCGGCCAGGUGUGGGAUGCUGCUUACAACAUUGCACGAGACCGGCUCCUCCCUUUCCUGUCCCCUGAAUCGCAAGCCAAGUUGGAAGUGAAGCGCAGCAGCAAAGUUACCUCGACAUUCAAGACCUUGGUGGAGAGUUGCCGAUGCGACUAUGAUGAUAACAUGAUUCUGCACAUCCUCACUGUUUGGCAGCAGGCCGGGGAUCCCAAGACGCUUCGCUUGCUUGACGAGGGUACCUGCCAACCGGUCCUGCAGCCGUUCGACUGGGAGACCUGCCCAAUCGGGUACACUGCCCUGGCCGUGCUUUGCUCACAGCUGCUGCCGGAGAAGGCCGCAGCGGCCAAAGAUGUUGUCAGCAAGCUCCUGCCUUCUGUGGAGUACUGCUUGGGAUCCAAAGGAAAGGCACUGUGGCCUCUGGAGCUAGAGCAUUUGAAGAUUUUUGCUGGGGAAAGCGGCCGGCGACAGUAUCCUGGCGACUUUUCUUUGAAGCCAGAGCAGGUGGCAAAAUUCCCUGCGUCCAUCCAAAGAUGUAUUCCGCUGGACACAAACUGUUGGAGUAUUCGAAACGCCUGGCCAAAGCAGCUUCCUGAUGGUACGUUCGUAAGACCGAGCAUGGCUAUGGAAGGGUACACAUCGUGCCGAAAUUGCUGCGAACCAGACAUAGGCAGCAUACUGCGCGACAUCUGCUUUGAUUCCAAGUUUACAGAGGAUCGGCGCUUGUUGAUGUACAACCGGCCCGCAAGCGGCUUCGGGUGCUCUCGACAAGAGCCCCGGCGGCGGCUCCUUGCACAGGCUUCGCCGAUUGGAUUCGGCCGCGAUCAACCGCACGACGUUGAUUUGCCAAUAUUUGCCAGCUUGGAAAGAGCAGACUUUCGUCCACGGUAUACGCUGGAUCUCGCCCGGCACGAGACGGCGAGGCGAGGAGGGCAACAGAACGACGGUGACUGCUCGGGCUCCUGCAUCUUACACGUCGCAUCAUGGGGCCACGAGCUCCCAAAUAUUCCAAGUGCACGCUCCAAGAUAUGUACGCGACUUACCCACGUUUCACCUUCGUCCAUGAAGGCAGGACUGCAUGUGAGCCGCUCAGCUCUUCCUGGAGCUCAUGGUAUCUCCUGGUUCUUCCGAUAUCGUCGCUGA